Messenger RNA from Arachis duranensis, 1983 nucleotides. RefSeq names its product putative pentatricopeptide repeat-containing protein At3g01580. Gene Ontology annotation, biological process: RNA modification. Lineage: Eukaryota; Viridiplantae; Streptophyta; Magnoliopsida; Fabales; Fabaceae. The transcript has a single exon. The coding region runs from base 1 to 1983 and encodes 660 amino acids. The record is from RefSeq and is a predicted model, not a curated record. Gene Ontology annotation, molecular function: protein binding; RNA binding.
AUGCACCGGAGGGAUCUCUUGGUGAAGCUAUUGGGAACUUGCUGCAGUAAGAUAUCAAUUGCACAGUUGCACUCCAAGUGUUUGAAAUUGGGCCUCGCCCAUGAUAGUUACAUUGCUACCAAUCUUAAUGUUCUUUAUGCUAAAUAUGCCUCAGUUAGAGAAGCAUAUAAGCUAUUCGAAGAAUCACCUUGUAGAACUGUCCAUCUGUGGAAUGCUAUGCUUAGGAGCUAUUGUUUGGAAGGAAAAUGGGUAGAGACACUGUGCCUGUUUCAUCGGAUGAAUGCAUGUGCUUUAUCAGCUGAGGAAAGACCUGACAAUUUCACAGUAUCAAUUUCUUUGAAAUCAUGUGUUGGUUUGCAGAGGCUGAAACUGGGCGAAAUGAUUCACGGGUUUCUCAAGAAAGAGGCAAUGAAUAAUGAUGUGUUUGUGGGAUCUGCCUUGAUUGAAUUGUAUUCGAAAUGUGGACGAAUGAAUGAUGCUGAAAAAGUGUUUAUGGAGUAUUCAAAUCCAGAUGUGGUUUUAUGGACUUCAAUGGUUACAGGCUACGAACGAAGCGGCGAUCCUGAACUUGCACUUGCAUUUUUCUCACAAAUGGUUGCGUCAGAGAAUGUGAGUCCUGAUCCAGUGACACUUGUUAGUGCUAUUUGUGCUUGUGCUCAGUUAUCGGAUUUUAAGCUUGGAAGAAGUAUACAUGGAUAUGUAAAAAGAAGGGGAUAUGACACUAAGUUAUGUUUGACCAAUGCACUGCUGAACUUAUAUGGAAAAACUGGUUCUAUCAAGAGUGCAUAUAACGUGUUCGAGAAAAUGCCUGAUAAGGAUAUUAUAUCUUGGACCUCAAUGGUUGCUUGUUAUACUGAUAAUGGAGCUGAAACCAAGUCAUUAGAUCUUUUCAGUCAAAUGAUUGAUAACAGAGUUGAACCCAACAGGGUUACUAUUGUUAGUGUACUGCGAUCAUGCACUAACAUGUCCAAUCUGGAAGAGGGUAUGAAGAUUCACAAAUUAGCAAUUGACAAUGGUCUUGAAUUGGAUAUGGCAGUCUCUACAGCUCUUAUGGACAUGUACAUGAAAUGCUUUAAGCCUGAAACUGCAAUUAGCCUCUUCAACAGAAUGCCAGAGAAGGAUGUAGUUUCUUGGGCUGUUUUGUUUAGUGGGUAUGCUGAAAUUGGAAUGGCUCACAAGUCAAUGGGCAUUUUCCGCAACAUGUUAUCUAGUGGAACCCUACCCGAUGCAAUCGCCCUCGUGAAGAUUCUUGCUGCUAGCUCGGAUUUGGGGAUUCUUCAACAAGCCGUUUGUCUUCAUGGUUUCUUAACUAAAUGUGGAUUUGACAAUAACAUUUUUGUCGGCGCAUCUCUCAUAGAGAUGUAUGCAAAAUGUAGUAGCAUAGAUAACGCUAACAAAGUUUUCAAACAAAUGACACAUAAAGAUGUUGUUGUGUGGAGCUCAAUCAUUGCAGCUUAUGGAUUCCAUGGGCAAGGAGAAGCAGCAUUGAAGUUAUUCAACGAGAUGGUUGAUAGUUCACAUGUUAAGCCUAAUCAUGUAACCUUCCUUUCUAUUCUGUUUGCUUGUAGUCAUGCAGGUUUGAUUAAAGAAGGGAUAAAGAUAUUUGAUACAAUGUUAAAUGAGUACCAAUUGAAGCCGAACUCAGAGCACUAUGCCAUAAUGGUUGAUCUUCUUGGCCGGGUUGGAGAGCUAGAUAAGGGCUUGGAAAUAAUCAAUCGUAUGCCAAUGCAAGCUGGUGCUAAUGUGUGGGGAGCCUUGCUUGGUGCAUGUAGGAUUCAUCAAAACAUAAAUAUGGGAGAACUUGCAGCUCAGAAUCUUUUUUCCUUAGACCCUAAUCAUGCAGGGUAUUAUGUACUCUUAUCAAAUAUUUAUUGUGGGGAAAAGAAUUGGCAUAAUGCCGCAAAUAUUAGGAAAUUGGUAAAGGAAAAUAGGUUGAAGAAGAUUGUAGGUCGAAGUAUGGUUGAGUUAAGGAAUGAGGUUUAA